AUGGAUAAUGAGGGAGUGUCACUACCGUUGUUCCACUACCAUCUUAUGAUGCCUUGGAAUGAUCUGCGGAGAGGUGAUUGCUGUCGAAGCUUGGAAAGUAUCAGUGAUGGCUACUAUUGCAAAACCUGUGAUUUCUUCGUCCACAAAAACUGUGGCGACGAGUCCUCCAAAUAUAUCGAGCAUCCAUCUCACCCCAAUCACACUCUUGAGCUUGGAAGUUAUACAUACAAUAAAUUCUGCACUUUAUGUGGAAUAUACAUCGUCAGUCAAAUAUUUUAUCACUGCGAUAUAUGUGACUUCAGCAUGGAUCUAAACUGUGCCAAGUACCCACCACCAGAGGUUAUCGACAUUUCCGAGACGCAUCACCACAAGCUAACCCUUCUCGAGGAGCGGAUCGAUUUCGACUGUGAUGCUAAAUGUGGGAAAAUUACUUAUGGUUUUCCAUACAAAUGUCAUGAAUGUGAUGUAGCCUUCCAUGUGGAUUGCGUAUGGCCACUGCUAGAAGUACAUCAUCACCCUUUAGAGGUAAACCACUCUUACCACCCCUGGCACCCUCUUAAGCUCUACACAGGUCAACCACCCGACUAUUCUGAUGGAACAUGUCGUCUUUGCGCAAGAAAAAUUGAUGAUAGAUUAUUUUAUCAUUGUUCUUCUUGCAACUUUACCUUGGAUAUGCGCUGCGUUCUACAUCCACCACAGCAAUCGCUUAUGGAUUUGAAAGCUCAUGAUCACCAACUCACCCUUCUUCCAAGACUCCGUUCUUUUACAUGUAACGCUUGCGGGUUGAGUGGUGAUAGAAGCCCUUACAUAUGUGUUCAAUGUGACUUCAUGAUCCAUCAAGAAUGUCUUGACCUUCCACGCGUCAUCAACAUUAAUCGGCAUGAUCACCGUGUUUCUCGAACUUCUGUUCUUGGUGUCGUCAAUUCUGCAUGUGGAGUUUGUCGCCAGAAGGGAGUGUUAAUGCCGUUGGUCCAUGAACAUCUCAUGAUGCCUUGGAAUGAUGUAAGGAAAGGUGAUUGCUGUGGAUUCUUGGAAGCUAUCAGUGAUGGCUACUAUUGCAAAGGCUGCGACUUUUUCAUCCACAAGAAAUGUAUCGAUGAGCCCUCUGAAUAUAUCAAACACCCAUCUCACCCGGAUCACACUCUUCAGCUUCUAAGUGAAGGACGUAGAUACUGUGAUUUAUGUGGAAGGAAUAUAAGUGAGGGUGACUUAUUCUAUCAUUGUGGUAUUUGUGACUUCUACCUGGAUCUAUACUGCGCCAAGUACCCACCACCAGAGGUCAUUGACGUUUCCAACAAACAUCACCACAAGCUCACCCUUCACAAGGUUCAGACCAAGUUCAACUGUGAUGCUAAGUGUGGGAAGAUUACUGAAUCAGCUGAGUUUCCUUACGUAUGUCUGAAAUGUGAAUUAGCUUUCCAUGUGGACUGCGUAUGGCGCCCAUCGGAGCCGGAAUACCCGUCUGAGGUAAACCAUUCCUACCACCCUUUACACCCUCUUAAGAGCCUCACAGGUCAGUUACCUGACUAUUCUGAUGGAAAAUGUCGUCUUUGCACAAGAAAGAUUGAUGAAAGAUUCAGAUUGUUUUAUCAUUGCUCUCCUUGCAACUUCACCUUGGAUAUCCGUUGUGUUUUGAACCAGCCACAAAAAUCUCUUCUGAAAUUGAAAGCUCAUGAUCACCAACUCACCCUUCUCCCAAGACUCCUUAAAUUUACAUGUAAUGCUUGUGGGCUUAAAGGAGAUCGAAGCCCUUACAUUUGUGUUCAAUGUGAUUUCAUGAUUCAUCAAGGCUGUCUUGACUUACCACGCCUCAUAAACAUUAAUCGACACGAUCACCGUGUCUCUCGGGUUUCACUUCUUGGUGUUGUGAAUUCUGUAUGUAGAGUUUGUCGGAAUAAGGUGGAUUGGACCUGUGGAGGGUUUUCUUGUCAAAGGUGUCCCGACUAUGUUGUUCAUUCGAAAUGUGCUACUAGAAAAGAUGUGUGGAAUGGCAAAGAACUCCAAGGAGUUCCUGAAGAAACAGAGGAUACAGAGCCUUAUGUGGUUAUAGAUGACAACACAAUACAACAUUUCAGCCACAAGCAUCACCUAAGACUCCACGACAAUGGUGUUCUUUGUGACGACAACAAACGGUGCAGCGCAUGCACUCAUCCAGUUUGUCUCCAACCCUUCUAUGGCUGUAUGGAUUGUGACUUCAUUCUCCACCAAAACUGCGCUGGAUUUCCUAGAGUAAAAUGGCAUGUGUUACACAAUGAGCGUCUUACUUUAGUUACAGACAAAGCUGAUUUAUUCGGGUGUGCUGCUUGUGGUAGGUUUUCCAAUGGUUUCAGAUACCAGCAUGGGGAUAAGACAUUCGAUGUUCGGUGCGGUUCCAUUUCUGAGCCAUUUUCCCAUCCAAGUUUUCAUGAUCAUCCCUUAUAUUACAUUUCACAAGUUGGAGGGAUUAAGAGGUGCAAUGGCUGCAAUGAGAAGGGUAAUGAUGUGCUAAGAUGCAUUGAAGAUGAUUGUAAAUUUGUCUUAUGCUUCAAAUGUGCUACUCUACCACAAGUGGUUAAGCAUAGAGUGGACGAUCAUCCUCUCUCACUAUGCUAUGACGAAGACGCAACUGGUGAGUACUGGUGUGACAUUUGUGAAAAAGAAACCAAUCCGACGAAAUGGUUCUACACAUGUAAAGAUAACCAGUCUAGCUUGCAUACAAAGUGUGUGCUCGGCAACUUUUCAAAUCUCAUGCCAAGAAGCACGAUAGAAGAUAGGAAUGCAUCAUACGAGGUGGUGCUCAAUAGUAGUGUAUCCCGUCCAUUUUGCAGCUCAUGUAAGUUGCAUUGCAUUUUUCCUAUCAUCUUGAAGAUGCUUGGAACCUCAGAUGAAUACUUUUGCUCUUUGAAAUGCCUGAAGCAAGAUGAGGUAAUUGAUUGCAACACAGUUAAACCUCCACCAACACUGAGCUGGAUUUCUAACGAAGAAACAACAUGUGCUAUACAAUGA
Molecule: messenger RNA, 2985 nt
Organism: Capsella rubella
Lineage: Eukaryota; Viridiplantae; Streptophyta; Magnoliopsida; Brassicales; Brassicaceae
Exons: 2
Coding region: 1-2985 (994 amino acids)
Source: RefSeq, a predicted model, not a curated record